Molecule: messenger RNA, 1171 nt
Organism: Aphis gossypii (cotton aphid)
Lineage: Eukaryota; Metazoa; Arthropoda; Insecta; Hemiptera; Aphididae
Gene: Pfdn5
Product: prefoldin subunit 5
Exons: 1
Coding region: 144-590 (148 amino acids)
Biological process (GO): protein folding; regulation of DNA-templated transcription
Cellular component (GO): cytoplasm; prefoldin complex
Source: RefSeq, a predicted model, not a curated record
GAUAAUAUAUAAAUGAUCAAUUCUGAGAUCUGAGUACUUAUUACUGAGUUAAGACCCGGUUUUCAAUUGAGUAGUGACUAGUUAUUUAACUUGUAGUAACUUUAAUAAUUCUAAAUUCGUCUUCAAGUCAUACCUCUUUAGCCAUGGCAGGUAAAAUGAUCGACUUAAAAAAUUUGAACGUGCAGCAACUGGCAAAAAUGAAGGAACAGGUGUACAAAGAAGUGAGUUUAAUACAAGACUCAUUACAAUCUUUGAAGAUAGCACAGAAAAGGUACAUUAGUUCACAAGAGGCGCUGGAAAGUGCAAAAGGACGAGCAUCAGGCACAUCUAUGAUGAUUCCUUUGACCAAGUCCAUGUACGCAGCUGGACAAUUAAUCAAUCCUGAGCAUGUGACGGUGUGCAUAGGUGCUGGAUAUUAUUUGAAACUCGAGAUUAAUGAUGCAAUUCAAUACUUCAAAAGACGCGUCAACUUCCUUGUGGAACGAAUGGAAGGCAUUCAACAGAUUGGUUUAGAAAAACAGAAGCUACAGAAUGUUGUUACUGAAGUACUAGAGAUGAAAUUACAACAAGCUCAAACUGAAAAUAAAUAAAUAACAGUUAUAUGCUAACCUUUUUUUAUUACUUUUAUCUAACAUCUAAUAUAAAUAAAGCUAAAUGUUUUGAUUUUAAUGCCUACUAAAUUAAACUAAUCAAAUGUUUGUUAAAUAUUUUCUUUAAAUGAUUGGUACUGCUUCUCGUCCUUAUUGAAGCAAAUUCUUUGUAUUGCAUUGAGAAUUCUUAUUGUCAAAAUAUUUAAUAUUCGUAUGUUAAAUUAUUAGACUAAAAUAUUGUGUAUAUUUAAGAUUCUAUCAGUUAAUAUAUAUAUAUAUAUCAAUUAUUUAUGAAUUGCAUAUUUAAACAUUUUAUUCAAUUAUUGUUUGUAUCAAAACAUACAAAAGUGUAAAUAAUAAUAAAUGUAAAAAGUAGACAAGUGAAUAUCACUCUAUGUACUGCUGUUAUUUAUGUUUCAAAUAGAUCACUGUAAAAAAAUGAAUUUAAUGAAAUAUGAUUUUAAGUAGAGAAGGUCUGUCAUUCUGUCACCUUACAUGAAUAAGUGUAUUUAAUUUUUUUAAAAAACAAUAUUUAGUAUGAUAAUAAUAGUUAACUAAUAAAGUAAUACAUUUUUAUACCA